Molecule: messenger RNA, 1288 nt
Organism: Lontra canadensis (Northern American river otter)
Lineage: Eukaryota; Metazoa; Chordata; Mammalia; Carnivora; Mustelidae
Gene: CDC42SE1
Product: CDC42 small effector 1
Exons: 5
Coding region: 395-634 (79 amino acids)
Biological process (GO): regulation of Rho protein signal transduction
Cellular component (GO): plasma membrane
Molecular function (GO): small GTPase binding
Source: RefSeq, a predicted model, not a curated record
CCCCACCUCUGCCGGCCCGCCCUCGGCUCCCCCGCCGCGCCGCGGAGCCAGGCCGGGAAGCCCACACUGGAGGGCCCGACGCCGGAGCCCCCCCCACCCGCCGCAGCCGCACGCCUCGAUGCGGGAGCGCUGCAGGGUUCUGCGUCUGAGGAAUACAUAACCUCGUGCCUGCCUGCUCAGCCUGCCUUGGCCCUGCUGACCCCUCAGUCUGAGACGCUGACCCUCCCUGCCCAGCCAAGGGUACCUUGGACACUGCUGUCUCCAGACUCGUGCGGCUGAGUAGACUCAGGCUGUUGUCACACCUGAAGGGACGGAAGAGUGGGCAGUCAAGGCACCAGAGCAAGAGCCCUCUGGGGCCUCAGGCAGAGGAGUGAAACUGGAACCAUCAGGGAACAUGAGUGAAUUUUGGCACAAAUUGGGUUGCUGUGUGGUAGAGAAACCCCAGCCGAAGAAGAAAAGGAGACGAAUUGACCGGACCAUGAUUGGGGAACCGAUGAAUUUUGUCCACCUGACUCACAUUGGCUCUGGGGAGAUGGGGGCCGGAGAUGGACUUGCCAUGACAGGUGCAGUUCAGGAGCAGAUGAGAUCCAAGGGAAACCGAGACAGGCCAUGGAGCAAUUCUAGGGGAUUGUAGCUCCAACAGAAACGGUUCUGCUGUCUGAAGCCUCUGCUCCAUGUCCAGCCCAGAAGAGAUGGUGCCCCCUCCUCGAACCAGUGACCCCAGGGCCCCUCUUUUCCCUUUUUGCCUAUUAGUGCCUCAGAAGGCUUGGGGGCUGGACUCCCUCUCUUCCCUCUGGCUCUAGCCCCUCCUGGAGAUGGGCUCAAGGCAGCAGGACUGACCAAGUGACUACUGGUUGGCCAGAGGAGCUCAGCUGAAGCCCUGGACACUCUCAGAUCUGAGAUAGGAGUUUUCUGGGAACAUGGAAGGUGUUCCCUUCUCCUGAAUGACGAUCUAGGUGCCAUCUGUUUUUAAACUCUUAACCUGGAACUCCUUAAAUGGGGUAGGUGGGUGAGAUUACCAAAGCUGAAGCCGGCUUUGCCGAGAAGCUCCUUACCUCCCUGCCCUUCUCCAUUUUCCUCCUGGAAUGAACUGAAACAGAUGUCAAGCAGGGGUAGGAGGGUGACCACUGCCUAGUCUAUCUAUUCUUUCUCUUUAGGUCCCAAAACUUAAGCUCUAUUUCUCUCUGCCACUACCAGCUCUUUCUCCAGGAGGCCUCUAACCCUGUUUCUGCAGCAUUGUGAGUUCUCCAACAUCUUUCUUUUUAAAUUAAUUAAAAGUUUAAUUUAA